GCAGCAGCAGCAGCAGGCGGAAGAGGUGUGCUUAACAUUUAACCUUUUUGUGAGGCAAUGUGAAAAUGGCGUUAUGAAAAGUAUCAUAGUCGCGAACUACAGGCAAAUAAAGUUUUCAGAGAAAGAAGCUAAUUUUUGGAGCAACUUAAGGGAGCAGCAUGGGCAACACCAGCAGUGAGAGAAGCGCAGCGGAGAAGACGCAGAGGCGAGAGAAUCGUGGUGGCAAAGAUGGCGCUCGACCCAAAAUCCUUAUGGACAGUACGGAGGACGGAGACAUCUUCCAAACAGAUGAUGCCAAGGAGUUUCUAGCCUGGCAACAUGAUCAGGAAUCAGAUGCUAAAUCCGUGCCAGAGGAAAGGCCCACUGUGUUCCGCUGGAACGGUCCAGGGAAAGAUAUCUACUUGUCUGGCUCCUUCAACAACUGGUCCAGCAAAAUCCCCUUGACUAAAAGUCAAAAUAAUUUUGUGGCCAUAAUUGACCUGCCAGAAGGUGAGCAUCAGUAUAAGUUCUAUGUGGACGGACAGUGGAUAUUAGACCCCAAAGAGCCUGUUGUGACUAAUAAGUCAGGUGUGAUGAAUAAUGUAGUUAAAGUGAGGAAAACAGACUUUGAGGUUUUUGAUGCACUGAAGACAGAUUCUGAGAAAUGUGCCGACAUGUCAGACUUAUCCAGUUCCCCACCUGGACCAUACCAUCAAGAUCCCUACUCAACAAAAUCAGAAGACAGACUGCGCUCUCCUCCCAUACUGCCACCACAUCUACUGCAGGUGCUCCUCAACAAAGACACGGGAAUCUCUUGUGACCCAACCCUGCUGCCUGAACCAAACCAUGUGAUGCUCAACCACCUGUACGCUCUUUCCAUCAAGGACGGCGUGAUGGUUCUUAGUGCAACACACCGCUACAAAAAGAAGUAUGUGACCACACUGCUGUACAAGCCUAUAUGAUCUCAAUCCACCAACACUAUUCUCUCUGGUGUUUGCCUUGUACCACUAAAUGUUAAUCAUCGAAGAAAGGGACCAUACCUAUCAAACGUCACCAAACGCAUGUGUCUCUGUGAGUUUAUAUUUGCGUGUUUCUGAAUGUCAGCGUCCCACCCAAAAACCAAUAUCAACAAUGUUUGCACAAAUAAUGUAAUGCGUUUGCCAAAUGUUAAAAUAUCAGCUUGCAGACGUGUUCUGUAUGUGGCUUUUCAGUUAAUGUAUUUCAAAAUACUCUUAGAGCAUUCAAAGGACAUCUGUGAUGUCUGUCUUCAACUUUUCUUAGAUCAUCUUGUUUCAUGGGAUGUUACUUAAAGACAUUUAAUGUGAACAUUCCCGUCGUGUUCCAUUGGAUUUAAAUCUGCAAUUAAAACGAUACCUGUUGAUGAAUGGACCAUUGUGUUAAUUAAAUGCACACUAAAACAUU
This is a messenger RNA of Carassius auratus (goldfish), 1401 nucleotides long. RefSeq names its product 5'-AMP-activated protein kinase subunit beta-1. NCBI's taxonomy places the organism in Eukaryota, Metazoa, Chordata, Actinopteri, Cypriniformes, Cyprinidae. Bases 159 to 941 code for a protein of 260 amino acids. The transcript is spliced from 9 exons. Gene Ontology annotation, cellular component: cytoplasm; nucleus; nucleotide-activated protein kinase complex. Gene Ontology annotation, biological process: signal transduction. The record is from RefSeq and is a predicted model, not a curated record. Gene Ontology annotation, molecular function: protein kinase binding.